AAUCAGGCCUCUCCUGUCGACACCAUCUACAAGCCGACAUGUCUCAUCGUAAGUACGAAGAACCCCGUUCUGGAUCUCUCGCUUUCUUGCCAAAGAAGAGAGCUGCUCGACACCGUGGCAGGGUGAAGUCGUUUCCCAAGGAUGAUCCCAAAAAGCCCGUUCACCUCACGGCCAUGCUAGGCUACAAAGCUGGUAUGACCCACGUCGUUCGUGAUCUUGACCGUCCCGGUUCUAAAAUGCACAAGCGUGAGGUCGUCGAGGCCGUCACUGUUAUCGAAACUCCCCCCAUUGUCAUUGUCGGUGUUGUCGGCUACAUCGAGACUCCCCGAGGGCUUCGAUCUCUCACGACUGUCUGGGCAGAGCAUCUGUCAGACGAGCUCAAACGUCGAUUCUACAGGAACUGGUACAAAUCGAAGAAGAAGGCUUUCACUCGAUAUGCCAAGAAGCACUCGGAAAACAAUGGACAGUCUGUCGCUCGGGAAUUAGAAAGAAUAAAGAAAUACUGCACUGUCGUCCGUGUCCUUGCCCACACCCAGCUGUCCAAGACCGGUCUCGUACAGAAGAAGAGCCAUUUGGCCGAGAUUCAAGUCAACGGCGGGUCAGUCGCGGACAAAGUCGAAUUUGCUCGAUCUCACUUCGAAAAGGAGGUUGCUGUGGAGUCGAUCUUCGAGAAGGACGAGGUCAUCGAUGUCAUUGCCGUCACCAAAGGUCACGGUGUGUCAGGUGUGAUUGCCCGUUGGGGUGUCACCAAACUGCCACGCAAGACCCAUCGUGGUGCCCGCAAAGUCGCUUGUAUCGGAGCUUGGCAUCCCAGCAAAGUCAUGUUCAGCGUGGCUCGUGCUGGUCAGAGAGGCUACCACAAUCGUAGGGCUCAAAACCUCAAGAUCUACCGUGUUGGAGCCGGAAACGACCCCAAAAACGGUUCGACUGACUUUGAUAUUACACCCAAAACGAUCAACCCUCUCGGUGGCUGGACACGCUACCCGGAUAUCAAGAACGAUUUUGUCAUGGUCAAGGGAUGCACACCCGGGCCCAGAAAGAGAAUCUGCACCCUGCGCAAAUCCCUCCAGCUUCACACUUCCCGUACGCACCUCGAGCAAACCCAGCUCAAAUUUAUCGAUACUUCUUCCAACCGUGGUCACUCGGGUUAUCAGACGCCAGCGGAGAAGGCGGCGUUCAUGGGUCAGCUCAAGCUCAAGCAGGCCGCCUAGGUCAUGGAAUGAGGAAGGUUGUGGAUGUAGAGGAGAGGAGAGCUUGUACGCGACGACGAUGGAUGCACCCGAUUUCGGUCGA
Molecule: messenger RNA, 1293 nt
Organism: Tremella mesenterica DSM 1558
Lineage: Eukaryota; Fungi; Basidiomycota; Tremellomycetes; Tremellales; Tremellaceae
Exons: 9
Coding region: 39-1211 (390 amino acids)
Biological process (GO): ribosomal large subunit assembly; translation
Cellular component (GO): ribosome; cytosolic large ribosomal subunit
Molecular function (GO): RNA binding; structural constituent of ribosome
Source: RefSeq, a predicted model, not a curated record